This is a messenger RNA of Astyanax mexicanus (Mexican tetra), 3923 nucleotides long. Its product is annotated as E3 ubiquitin-protein ligase MARCHF8-like. Gene Ontology annotation, biological process: protein polyubiquitination; immune response; antigen processing and presentation of peptide antigen via MHC class II. Gene Ontology annotation, cellular component: cytoplasm; lysosome; early endosome membrane. Gene Ontology annotation, molecular function: MHC protein binding; zinc ion binding; ubiquitin protein ligase activity. The transcript has 7 exons. The record is from RefSeq and is a predicted model, not a curated record. NCBI's taxonomy places the organism in Eukaryota, Metazoa, Chordata, Actinopteri, Characiformes, Acestrorhamphidae. Bases 340 to 1926 code for a protein of 528 amino acids.
AACGCUGUCCUGACUCCUGCGGUGACUAUUUCUCUACGUCUCUCUCUCUCUCUCACUCUCUCUCUCUCUCGUUUUCUCUCUCUUUCUCUCAGUGUUCAGCUUUAACCAGGAGCACCAGCCUGGAUGAUUUUCUGGAUGUUUCCAUCCGUCCCUCAAGGCUGAAGCAGUUGGACCUUCAGCUGGACACUGACCGACCCCCGUUCUCGGCCUUCAGGAAGGAGGAGAUAUGUUUGCCUAGGCUCUGUUACUUUAAGAAGCGAGGUGAGGACCAUGAGGGUACCCUGAGGGACUUCUGGACUUCAGGACUUCUAGACUUCAGGACUUCUGAGCAGCACUAGGAUGCCUGUGCACCAGAUUUCUGUGGUACCUGCAAGUAAAGAGACCACCGGUACCAGCCGCAGUACCAGCAGAACCAGAGAUAAGAGUAAAGAGAAUGAGGUUGAGAAAGCACCUGGCCGAUCAGGGAGUCGAUCUAGCAACAUUUCUAAGGCGAGCAGCUCCGCCCAGGCGGCGGUACUAAACGGUGCCCCUCGGACAUCGGCCACUCCCUCCUGUCAGGAUAUCUGCAGUACUUCCGCUCCAGUCAAGACUAAAAAGGAUGGCUCAGGUCAGGCCGCCAUGCCAGUAAACCACGCCUCCGAUUCGGUACCCGUCGGCAGGCGGCAGGUGAAGCGCCGCCACCGUCGGCGGCGGGAGUGUAGCGGUGGGGGAGGGGCGGCGGGUUGCGUUGGGGAGUGCGUAGACCAGUCGAAACGCUCGCGAGCGCAAACGCACGGACAAACGCACUCAAACUCGUCUUCGGACGAUGACCUGCAGCGUUGGAGGGAAGCUCGCUCAUGGAGCCGCGAGAAGGCUCGGCGCCGGCGCAGCAGCGGCCGCAGCAUUCCCAAACUCACGACGGAAAAGGACGGCAUGGAGCUCGUCCCCUUGGACGCGGACGAGGGACAGAAAGAGAACCGCUCACCUCGGAUCGGAGGACCCUCCCUCAAGAGCCGCAAGAGGUCGUCUGUGAAGAGGGAAGAGCCGGAGGCCAAGGCGACGAGUCAUGUCAGGGCGAGUGGGUGUGGCAGUGGGAGGGCCAGUGAGGAGGAGGAGGAGCAGCAGCAGCCAAUCACAAAGUCGUAUGAAGAGGAAGGGGCGGGGGACGCCAACAUGGACGCACCAACCGCUCAGAAAUACGCAAACGUGGCCGAUCAAAACGGCACCACUCAGCAAGCGUGCAGUGACGAUGAGCUGGAGGUGUGCAGGAUCUGCCACUGCGAGGGCGACGAGGACUGUCCGCUCAUCACUCCGUGCAGAUGUACGGGAAGUUUGCGCUUCGUGCACCAGGCCUGCCUGCACCAGUGGAUCAAAAGCUCAGACACGCGAUGCUGCGAGCUCUGCAAAUACGACUUCAUCAUGGAGACGCACCUCAAACCCCUGCGCAAGUGGGAGAAGCUGCAGAUGUCCACCAGUGAGCGCAGGAAGAUCUUCUGCUCGGUGACUUUUCAUCUGGUAGCGGUGGUGUGUGUUAUCUGGUCGCUGUACAUCCUCAUCAACCGCACUGCUGAGGAGCUACGGCUGGGCAAGACCAACAAUGCGUUGCUGCGUUUGUCCCCUCUCAAUGCCGUAGGGGUGCUGGAGUGGCCGUUCUGGACCAAGCUCAUCGUCGUGGCCAUCGGCUUCACCGGCGGCCUCAUCUUCAUGUACAUCCAGUGCAAAGUCUACCUGCAGCUGUGGAGGCGGCUGAAGGCCUUCAAUCGCGUCAUCUUUGUGCAGAACUGCCCCGACUCUGCCCGCAUCACUGACGAGAAGGCCCCGCCCCCUCCGGUCACCCACAGCAACGGCAGGCACGAGCCUCCGCCUGUCCCCGCCCCCCAGAUGCAGACGCAAACGAACACUUCAUGCCUCGCCCCGUCAGGAAGUGCAGAGGUGGCGCCAGUGUGAGGAACUGAAGUGGACUGGGGUGGUGGGGAAGUGCAGAGCUGCCUCCUGUCCUUUUCCCAGAAUUGGAGGCAGGACUUUUGGACAACUGUGUUCACUGUUCACAACUUAGUGUGCACUACAGCUGAAGAGCAUUCUUCGUAGUGUCCGACUGGCAGUGUCUAAGUAAAGGGGCUGGUCGCAGUUGGGAAACUACAAGCUAAAGAAUCAUUUCUCACAGUUACCCAGUCAAUUCAAUAGGGAAUAGUAAGGUUAAACUGUAAUAAUUUCCCUAUUAAUGCUUCAGACUUCGGACGCAAGCAAAUGUGCAAGUUUGAAAAUGGUUGGGGAAAAAUGGGAGGGGAUGAUCCCAGAGGUUAUACAUCAGUUAUCCAGGUCUAGACUAACUGACAUUCCUAGAAAUCUUCUCCGUGCUUUGGGUGGGUAAGCACUGUCCUGCGGAAAAAUGGCAUUUGGAAUCCCUACCAUGGGACGCAACACAUUACAGGUUACAGGAUGUCUCUUGUAUCAGUACUAGCGGUGACCAACUGUAGUAUGCGAUGAUGUAUGCACCCCAGGUAAUCCCACCUACGACACCAGUCGAUAAAUUAGGCUACAAGAAUUAUGUCUAAAUCACUUUCCUCUAAUCUAAUAGAAUUUAUCAUGGUUUAAGAAAAUAUCAGGCAUCGAGUCGGGCCAAGGCUCGGGCAAAGAAUCUAAACUCUUAACACCUGUAUAGGAAUCAAGCGUAGUUCUGGACUGGUUCUGAAUUUUUCUUUACAGUGUGAACUUUUCAGUCCACAUAAUGUGUAGUCCAGGGCUAGGCUUAAUCCCUGCAGAAACUGACCAUAUAUCACUAUGCCAAAAGUUUUCACUCUUCGUACACUUAUGAAAUUGGGUGACACCCCAUUGUUAAUGUACAGGGUUUAAAUUUAUGUUGGCCUGCCUUUUUUUACAGCUAUAACGGCUCUUUCUGAAAAGGCCUUCCACAAGGUUUAGGAGUGUGUUUAUGGGAAUGUCAGACACUGAUGUUACACAAGAAGUCCUGGUACACAGUAUCCUCUCCAAUUCAUCCUAAAGGUUUUUUUUUAUCAGGUUGACAUCAAGACUCUGUGCAGGCCAGUCAAGUUCUUCCUCUACACCAAAAUCGCUCAUCUUUGUCCUUAUGGAGCUUGUUAUGGGCACUGGUGCAUGCUGGUCAUUUUGGAAAUGGAAGGGGCCGUCCCCAAACUGUUGCCGCAAAGUUGGGAGAAUGCUGAAGCAUUAAAGGUUCCUUUCACUGGAAUUAAGAGGUUACAAGCCCAACUCUUUUUAAAAAACAACCCCAAACCAUCAUAAUAAUUAUCCCCCCUCUACCAAACCUUGAAGCAUUAAAGGUUCCUUUCACUGGAAUUAAAAGGCUAAAAGCCCAACUCUUCAAAAAAACAACCCCAAACCAUCAUAAUAAUGAUCCCCCCUCUACCAAACUUUGCACACUUGGCUCAAUGCAGACUCAUCCGUUAGAUUUCAGUCCAGUGGCUUUAUAUUAACGAUUUGAGCUAUAUAGUGUAUUACAUUAUAAAGCCAAAUAGAAUGCUCAAUCAUCAUUUUUAUUAUAUAUUUUCCAUUGUGUACAAUACAGAACAUAUUUAUACAGCAUUAAACAUUCAACAGAACCUCACUAAAGUCCUUGCACUUUUCAAAAUAAGGGUGCUUCAAUGGUUUGUUAGGCAAUGCCAUAGAAGAACCACUUUUGUUUUCAUGAAAAAAAACGUUAAUAAAAGAAAAAAAAGCAAGUGUGAAGAACCUUUUAAAGGUAUAAAACAGGGGUUUCAGACCUGGUUGAACCAAUGGAAUCAGGUGAGCUGCUGUAGGGUUUAGACAUCCAACAUGGACAGGUUUGAGCCCCCUGACCUACAGUGUGUCAUUUAAACUCCUUUAUACACUACCGGUCAAAAGUUUAAGAACACACCUAUUUUUCACCCGUUAUUUUAAACAUUUAAAUUGUUCAGGUCCAGUCAAUAAACAAAUCAUUAGUUAAA